CAUCUUUCUAUAAGUACCUAGUAGACAGAAGCCCUAGUCCAGUCAGUCAUACAUAGUCUUCUUCUUUCUUCAAGACAACAAUGGCGGUUCUCAGCUCACUUCUGAUGACAUUCUGCUUUCUGCUUUUAACUUCUUCAUUUUCAUCUGCUGCUUAUUUAGAAGGACUUCUCCCAAAUGGAAACUUCGAAGAUCCGCCAUUGAAAUCCAACUUAAUCAAGACAGUAAUCAAAGGCAAAUACUCCUUACCCAAAUGGGAAAUCACCAAUCAAGUUGAGUACAUAUCAGGCGGACCCCAGCCCGGCGGAAUGUUCUUCGCCGUCCCUCACGGCGUCCACGCCGUACGUCUAGGAAACGAAGCUUCCAUUUCCCAGUUGAUUCCUGUCAAAAAUGGUUCAUUGUACGCAUUAACGUUCGGCGCGUCGAGAACAUGUGCGCAGGAAGAGGUUCUUAGAGUCUCUGUUCUUCCUCAAAUCGGCGAUCUUCCUCUUCAAACUCUUUACAGUAGCAAUGGCGGAGAUACUUACGCAUGGGGUUUCAGAGCCAGUUCGAACAUGGUCAAAGUCAUUUUUCAUAAUCCUGGUGUCCAAGAAGACUCUGCAUGUGGACCUUUGUUGGAUGCUGUCGCCAUUAAAGAACUUUUUCCUCCCAUGCCCACUAGAGAUAAUCUGGUUAAAAAUGGUGGGUUUGAAGAAGGACCUCAUCUAUUAAUGAACUCCUCCAAUGGCGUUCUUCUUCCUCCUAAACAAGAAGACCUCACAUCACCACUACCUGGAUGGAUGAUUGAGUCGUUGAAGGCGGUCAAGUUCAUAGAUGCAAAGCAUUUCAAUGUUCCAUCAGGACAGGCGGCGGUAGAACUAGUCGCCGGACGGGAGAGUGCGAUUGCCCAGACCAUCAGAACAGUCGUCGGAAAGUCAUACUUGCUCACCUUCGCUGUUGGAGAUGCUAAGAACGGCUGCCAUGGGUCUAUGUUGGUGGAAGCAUUUGCGGCGAAAGGAACAGCCAAGAUUCCGUUCAAGUCUGAGGGGAAGGGUCGGUUUGUUAAUGGCAGCCUUAAGUUCAUAGCAAUCUCCCCGAGCACAAGGCUCACUUUCUUUAGUUCGUAUUAUCACACUAGGGUAGACGACUUUGGCUCCCUGUGUGGACCUGUUCUUGAUCAAGUUAAGGUUGUCCCAAUUGCCUAAAACCACAUAUGGCUGGCUGGCUUAGUUUAGUGUUGUUGUUUCAUUAAGGUUGGUGUUUUUUAUGCAUGCUACUAAGAAGACUCUUGUAUUGUUAUUUACUACUAUUGCCUGUUGUAGUUGCAAUGGUAUUUAUGGUAUUGGAACCCUUUACUACUUACUAUU
Molecule: messenger RNA, 1343 nt
Organism: Impatiens glandulifera
Lineage: Eukaryota; Viridiplantae; Streptophyta; Magnoliopsida; Ericales; Balsaminaceae
Exons: 2
Coding region: 81-1181 (366 amino acids)
Cellular component (GO): cell wall; plasma membrane
Source: RefSeq, a predicted model, not a curated record